AUGGCUGAUAUCAAAUUACGACUUCAGAGUUAUGGAACGUUGGUGAUGACAAGCUUGGAGUCCAGAUGUAAUGAGUACAUUUCAAAUAUACUAUAUACUGCCCUUCGUAUCGCAGAAGAUGCCACGAAAAAGAAAUUUAGCAUGAGGCCUAAGUACAAAAUAAUUGGAGAUAAAAGUUGUGGGUGGGUCGAUUAUGCAAUCAAGUCGAAUAAGGUCCUCUUUAGCAUCGAAUUUGUCGAAGAGGCUCUGGUUGAGAACUCUGAAGAAUAUAAAAUAUUGCGUAAAGGAUUACCAGAGGUAUCCGUACCAGCUGUUAAUGUAUUUAAAUUUGUAGUAGACCAGCAAAAUAAUGUUAAUACUAAGUCAACGGAGAAUAAGAUAAUAGAUGAUUGUUUGCUUAAGCAAACACUGAUACCAGAGCUUGAGCAGUGUAAGCCUGAUAGCAAAACAAAUAAUACAGUACCAGAGAGAGAACCAGAUUCAGAAACACUCGUAGCUUCUUUAGAUUCUGCUAUUCCUUUGAAUGAAAAAAAUGGACAGGGUUGUUCUUCUUUUCCUCAAUCAGAGAUUUCGCAAAAUAAGAAGAAUACUCAGUUUUCAGAAAAUUCUAAUAACAGUCUAUUAUCUAAACUAUGUAAUGCUUUUUCUAGCUUCGAAUGUGAUGAGAAG
Messenger RNA from Funneliformis caledonium, 669 nucleotides. The record is from the annotation of a GenBank genome assembly. NCBI's taxonomy places the organism in Eukaryota, Fungi, Glomeromycota, Glomeromycetes, Glomerales, Glomeraceae.